CUAACUACUGUUUUUCUGAUGGUUGCUGCUUUGGUUUUUCAAGGCUUAUGCUCUGUUAUGCAUUAUCGCUAAAAUGGUUUAUUUGGAGAUCGUAGCAAAUGCCCUACUGUUACUUACAUAUUCAGUAGCUUGUUUCACAAGUCCAUAUACUAGAGGUGAUAUUAUACACCAUGAACUGACACCAGAUUAUAUGCUUACAAGACUUAGGAAUCGUUCGGUAAAAAAUAGUUUGGAACAAAUUUUUAACAAAAUUAAUAUCAUUCGUAAUGUUGGCAGCCCUGGUCACCUUCAAGUUAGAGAAUUUAUUAGAAAUUAUCUAAGCAAGUGCGGUUGGGAAACUGAUUUGGAUACUUUUGAAGAAAAUACAGUGGAUGGUGUUAAAAUAUUUCACAACAUUAUUGGUUACAGAAACGACCCAAACUAUAAGAAAUAUUUGAUUUUGGCUUGUCAUUAUGAAUCAAAACUUCUUCCUAAUUUUGUUGGAUCAACAGAUUCAGCAAUGCCUUGUUCAAUGAUUUUGAAAAUUGUCGACCUACUAAAUUAUGGGAUUAAAGUAUUGAAGAAAUCUGAUAUUGGUUUGAAGCUGAUAUUUUUUGAUGGAGAAGAAGCAUUCAAGAUAUGGACACAUAGUGAUAGCUUGUAUGGAUCUCGACAUUUAGCUGAAAAAUGGAGUAGUACAACAUCCAAAUCAUCUAACGAAACAGAAUUGAGUAAAAUUGAUCUUUUUAUCUUAUUGGAUUUACUUGGUGCAAAACAACCUCACAUACCAAAGUAUCCAUAUGAGGAUAAAGGAAGUUUUAAUAUGCUCAUUGAAUUGGAAAAGAGAAUGAGAUCGUUUAAUCUGUUGAAAUCAUCAGGUGAAAAUAAUCAACCUUAUUUUGGUCAUGGUGUUCGAUACCACAUUGAAGAUGAUCAUAUACCAUUUGUAGAAAAAGGUGUCCCUGUACUACAUUUAAUUCCAUCACCAUUUCCAAAAGUUUGGCAUACAAUAGCUGACAAUGCUACAAUUAUAGACUGGGAUACAUCGGUUGAUUUAUUGUUUCUUAUAAAAUUAUUUGUCAGAAAUUAUCUACACAUUCUAUUAUGAUAUAUAUAUAUAAGGUGUGGAUUCUAUGUAUUUCAUUCAUAACUGUACCAAAUUUGGUGUAUAAUAGACUGAAUGAGUUUUUUUCAAUGGCUUGUAUGGUCAAAGAACAAAAUCUUAGUUAUACGUAUUCUAUUCAUUGUUUGAACUUAAAGAAAUUAGUCAACAUCACACUGAUCAGUUAUAUAAUCAAUAAGUAUUCAGUUUUAUAGACAUUUGUUUUUCUUUAUAACAAGAACCAACAUGAUACUUAUUUUAAAUACUGUGUAUGUAUAAUUUGAAUGAAUAAUCUUCGCAAAAGAAGUACUGGUACCGAUUUGUGUAUGUUUUAUUUCAUGAAUUAUCAUUCAAACUUGAUAUUAUAUGGAAUGAAUAUUAACAUACAAGGUUAGCGCUAUUUCAAAUACUUCUUAGUUUAUAGUUAAAGAUAUGUUACAGUGACCUAGUAGAUAACAUUACGAUUUCUUUAAAGGGAGAUUACUUGAGUUCCAGUGUAAGUCAGUACAUCAGUACUAAAAUACUGAAUUACAUUCAAAUGAGAAAUCAUAAAUAGGACAGAACAUGCGUCCCGGAUUUUACUUCUAACCGUUAUCAAGGAUUUUUGUAAGGGAGGUGACUUUGCAAAACCGAAAUGGGAUUCACUAAGAUGAACCUCAUGAAAAAGAAGAACAAAAACAAUUUAGGUUAGCUGGAAAAGUAAAUUUUAUUACCUUUUUCAGGAGGAAGUUGAUAGUAAUAGGCUGAAGUAGAAAUUAGUAUUUUAAAUCAGUGAAAUAGAGUAUGGGUCAGAGGCAGAAAGUUUUCUACUCCAGAUUUUUAUCAGAACUUCUGUGUGGUUGGAAUAAAAUAACUGGACAACCUAAACUGUAGUUAAGCUAAUCAGAACAAACUAUGUGAUCAUUUUUCUUUCAUUGUUAUUUGUAACUGCUUAAAUGCGUGUAUAGAAAGUGAUAUUUUUUAACAUAGCUGUGAAUUGUUCACAGCUAUAGGCUAGUCUUUGUCUUAUGAUAUUCUGUAGCCCCAUGAAAUAUAACACAAUGAGCAAGUUAUAUUUCUUGGUGAUUUGUGUUUUAACAAUGCCAAUUCGUUUCAAAUAUCGCACAAAAUUCACUCAGUUAUGCCGAAAUAUAUACUCCACUUGAACAUACUGACAUACUUCUGAGAAACUCCGAUACUAAUGGAGAAUAUAAAAAGAUAUAUUCAUAAUUCAGUUUCAAAGACCUACUUAAAACUUUAGUAGUAAGUCACAAUAUUAGAGAGAAGUUAUCCGCUUACUCAUAUUGAACUGUGUAAACUUGUUCUCCAGUUUAUUGAAUAUAAAUAAAUAUAUUAUUAAUUCAGAAAUAAAGAACUAUGCUAGAAUAACUACUGUGAACUUCAAAUUCUUAUGAAAAAAAGGAUUUUGAAUAAAUUAGAUUUGAUGAAUCAGGGUAUAUUUGACGAUAUUACUGGUCAUUACUUUCUGGUAUCUGUAUCCUUCACACCAAAGCCAUAUAUUGAUGGUAGUGUGUGAGAAGGUACCUAAUAUGGUUCAACUUAAAGACGACAAUAUUACUGGCAAAUGAGUCUACUUCAUCAAUUGGAGAUUUUUAUUUACAAACAAAUAUACUAAUUUACAUAGUGGUUAUUUGUUGGUAAAUGUUACAGUGAAUUUAUGUAAAAGAACGUUAUACAAGGGUAUGUUGUCCUAAAUCAAAUUUAACUGAAUUUUUAUAUGACCGCACGCUUGAUCUCUUCCGUAACAAUACCAUUUUCAAAAAGCAAUAUCUCACGAAGUCACAUACACUUUUGAGAAUUGUAUCUGAUAAUUCUCUCGUAAUCAUUCUUAUUGCAAUCCUUCCACGAAACUGUUUGUAUUUAAACAUUUUUGUUUGUGGUCAAAUAACCCUCGAAAGAAACGGCUUGUUUAGCUUUAAUCGGAUCGUGUUAGUUAUUGUUGAGGAAAAUAGUCAGAUUGUUGAUGAUGGAAGUUAAUAUAUUCACUUAGUUAAUUAAGUGUUCUAAUUAGAUACUAUUUCGGAGCAUUAACUAUUGAACAGUCUAUAAUAUAUUAUAUCAGGUCACAACGUAAUUUCCUAUGCUUACUCUUCCGUACUCAUUACAUAUUAACUCCAUCUCAAGUUUAAGCCACAAGCGAAAUCGAUGAUUCUUUUAACUCAUAAAAGUAUUGUUGUUCAUAAGUUUGAAUGAUUCAACUCUAAGUCACACACUAAAAUCAACGACAAUGAAGUGUUGUUCGUAAUCACUUAAGUUCUUUAAUAUUUAAACACGAUUAAAGAGUUACCUCCUUCUAGAGUCUAAUCUUACAUUUAAUAAUACUAGGAAUAAAUAUCAAUGACUGUUCAUUCUUCACUUUGUUACUAAUCUAGCGUAAUCUGAAACUGAGUGCCUUUCAGAAGUAAAUACCAUUUAGCACUUAUCAGAUUAAUGAGUUUAUCAUUGACUUAACCAAACAGCUUGAAACUGUUUAUUAUAAAGCUGGCAUCAGAGCAACUUAUUUCCCCUAAUUUUCGGUGGAUUUAGUUCAGGUUUAUUUUCAGGUCUAACACAGCCUGACAUUAUGUGUCUAACCAAUAAAGUUCUUUUCGUUUUUUAUAGUGAUUUUUACUUGGAAUGAGAAUAUGUCUAAUAAUCCCAGAAUAAUUUAAUUGAUUGCAACCAUUUUAACAAAAUGAGACAAAUUUAAUUACCGAACAAAGGAAAGAAAGAUGAAAUUAUUUAGUUAUUCUCUUUCAAUUCAAACAAUCAAAAAUUUUAAAACAUAACAAUAUUCUGCAAUUAUUUUGAAGUAUCCGGAUGAAUAGUAGAAAGAAAGACAUCUGAUUCAUUAGUUUAUCAUUGAGCUGCACAUUAACGAGAGAGAUGUCAGGCUUCAUCGUAUGUAUAGAUCAAAGUUUCAUCUAAUACCUAGUAGGAAUACAUACAAACCGACUAGACGAUAAACUCCAGGAUUCACAUAUACAGUAAUAAGUUAACAACUUGUAAAUAUCAAUUAGCAUUUAAUGACAUAAAACCUUUGAAUAAUUUUCAAACAGAGAUGAAUUUUGUGUAUUUCAGGUGUCCUAUGAUCUUUAAGUUCUAUAUUCAUCAUAAAGUUACAUUUAAAAAGCUUGAAUAUCUACAUGCUUUAUGGAAUCUCUUCAUAUUCUUAUCAACAGAAUAUUCAUCGUCAUUUUAUCUAUUCUGCUAUUUUUAUGUGUAUUUACAUUACAGUUAACUGUCUUGUUAGGUUCUCUGUUGAUAGCUAGUCAAAAUGAAAUUAUUUAGACCAAAUAUAUGGCAUCAUUAAUAAUAUGAAAGUGAGUAAUAGAAAUGUCCAUAAUUUAAAAAACCUUAAUAGAAUAUGUCGAUGAAACUAUGACAAAACACAAUUGGCAAAUACAUUUCUUAUAUAAUUCUGAUAUAACGUUAGAUGGGGCCAUGAUUACAAGACAGCAGAUGUUCUGUAAUUUGCGUUCAAGUAUAUUCGAUUGUCCUCACUUUUGUUCUCGUUCACUACAACAGUAGUUAUACACGAUAAUAAUUUAAAUAUGAAAUAAUUUAUCGUCUCAUUUAUUGCGCGUUUCACCGUCCUUCUAACCUAUUAAUUAAGUAAAUGCAUAGUGAAAUUGUUUGACGAAUAUUGUACAAAUACAUCACACGUUUAAUUUAGAUCAAGUUAGUGUUUUCAUUUUACUUACAAGGCAAUUGUAAGAAAAAGGGAAGGAAUGCUUUCAGUGUAGUCUGAAUUCCAAAAAUCUUUCCAGUGAUUAUAAGUUUGUUAUGAAUAUGGUCGGUUAAAUUCGAUUACAAACUGUGAGUUCAUGGUAAGAUAGAAAUCCCUAAAUGACCAAUUAUUUGGUCGUUUACAGACCAGAUCACCAUACUAUGGAUCAUCGUUGAACAAUCAUUUGAAUGCAACUCCUCUCUACACAUUAGCUUCUUUGAUUAUGAGAAAGUAUUUAACAGUGUGGAUAAGAGAACAUUAUGGAAACUUCUUCAGCACUAUGUAGUGAGUAGCUGAGAAUAUUGUCAACAUCAUUCAGAAUUCAUACGACGGAGUACACUGAAACUAGUGCAUGGACUAAACCUGACAGAUGCAUUCCAAGUAAGGACCGGAGUCAGACAAGGCUACCUACUCUCCCCCUUCCUCUUUAUUCUGGUAUUUAGCUAGAUUAUGAAAACCUCGACAGCCAACGGGAAACACGCAAUACAAUGAACAGCUUGGGAGCAUCUUGAUGAUUCGCAGUUCACAGAUGCCUUGGCACUUCUAUCCCAUACACAUCAACAAAUGUAGAUGAAGACAGCCAGUGUAGCAGCAACCUCGGCAUCAGUAGGCUCCAACAUACACAAAGAAAAAUUAUGAUCCUCAAAUACAAACUCAGAACACCAACCAACACAAUCACACUUGAUGGUGAAACUCUGAAUGAUGUGGAAUCUCCCACGUACCUGGGUAGCAUCAUCGAUGAACGUGGAGGAUCUGAUGCAGACGUAAAGGCAAGGAAUAGCAAAGCACGGACAGCAUUCCUACAAUUGAGGAACAUAUAGAACUCAGAACGACUGUCAGCCAUCAUCAAAGUGAGCAUUUUAAUACGACUAUCAAGACAGUUCUACUGUAUGUAGAAGAAACUUGGAGAACUACCACGACCAUCAUCAAGUAGGUACAAGUAUUUAUAAACGGUUGUCUACACAAGAUACUCAAUGUUUGUUGACUGGAUACCAUCAACAUUAAACUACUAUGGGAAAGAACAGACCAG
Messenger RNA from Schistosoma haematobium, 5820 nucleotides. RefSeq lists its product as uncharacterized. The record is from RefSeq and is a predicted model, not a curated record. Lineage: Eukaryota; Metazoa; Platyhelminthes; Trematoda; Strigeidida; Schistosomatidae. Gene Ontology annotation, molecular function: zinc ion binding; glutaminyl-peptide cyclotransferase activity. The coding region runs from base 74 to 1087 and encodes 337 amino acids. The transcript is spliced from 8 exons.